UAGAUCGGUAGAGAACCUCUAAGUAACCAGUAGUAACCAGCACCGGAAUUCCCUGAUCCGAAGAUGAUACCACACAACGGCACCAGGCAGAGGUGGUGGUGUAGCCAGGCGGCGAUCAUCUCCCUCCUUCUUCUAAUCAACGCACUCUGCGACGCAACAGCAGCCCUCGAGCAGCCGUUCGCACUGCUGGACUGUCCACCGGAAUGUAUGUGCGAACGAAUCCCGGAGGAAACGCAACAUGCACCAGUGGAAUCAACGAGCAAUGAACAGAGCUUCCCGGAAGUUGGUUCAGAUGAAGAGGGGGGCAAUAUGGCGGUCCAUGCUCUUUGCAUGGUUGCCCAAGGAUCCACAUUUAUGAAGAUCGAGGAUUUGCUAUCCUUGGACACAACCGUGCUGAAGAUCAUCUACACCUCACUAACGGAAAGCUACCAGUUGAAUGCUUCGAACCUGGUCCGGUUCGUCCAUCUACGAGAACUGCGCCUCCAAUCGGUGAAACCACACAUGCUAAGCUUCGACAUUGAUGUCACGCUUCCGGUCGAAAGGCUUCAUUUGGAGUCGCUGGAUCUGUUGAAGAGCGAAAUGCCCAACGUUAUCGGUCGAACUGUACCCACGUUGGCGGACCUAGGAUUGGCGCCAUCGGGCACUGCCGGCGAUGAGCAAGGCGCUAGCACAUACGAGAUCAUCGACCAUAGUAUGGAGCUCGUGGCCAACGCGGAAACCGAUGAAAGCUCCAAUGCUCUUAUCGAAACAUUCGAACUCGAGAUCGUUCCGUACGAGGUAUACAAGCGAGAUCUGGCCAGCACCAACAACAUAUCGUUCUACGGCUGGACCAACCUCACCAGCCUGUCCAUACACGAUUGCAAACUUGAAUCGCUGCAUCCCGACUUCCUGUACGGACUCGAGAAGCUCCAACGGCUUUCGCUCCAGCACAACCACCUGAAGGUGCUGCCAGCAUUCGCCUUCUACGGUGCUCCGAAUAUCCGCAUCCUAUCGCUCGCCAACAACACACUACUGGAGAUCAGCUACUACUCGUUGGCCGGGCUGCUCGAGCUCCAGGUGCUGGAUCUUUCAGCGAACAACAUUUCCAAAGUAUCGGAACUUACCUUUCCGCCAUUUCCGCGGCUGGCGAAGCUGGAUCUGCGCCAGAAUCCAAUCGAUUACGUCUUCGAUAACUCCUUCGUGAUUGCCAACAUGACCCGCUCGCUGUUCAUCGGUAGUGACACGGUCGGAUUGAAGGUGGCCGCUAGAAAACCCUUCCAAGGGCUCGCUCAGAUGGAGCUGCUCGAGAUUCGGAAUUUACACCAACCAACUUUGACUCAAUAUCUGUUUCGUGGAUUGAGCGCGCUUCGGACACUGCGAUUGCUGGAAGGAAACAUUUCCUUCAUCGAGUACGAUAGCUUUGCAGAGAUGAAAAACCUCACCGAACUUUCUGCCGCUCACUGCGCGAUCGAGGCCAUCUCGAUGGAUGCCUUCUUUGGCGUCAAACGGUUGCGCACGAUCGAUAUUUCCUUCAACCGGCUUACCGAGCUUCCGGUCGGGUUGUUCGAUGAGCUACUGCAGCUGGUGGAGUUGUACCUGCAGGGCAAUCGCUUAACACAGUUGCCGACCGACUUCUUUCGUCGGCUUGCUCCUUCCGUUGCGUUGGUUCGAUUAACUGACAAUCCGUGGCAGUGCAGCUGCUCGAUGGUCCAAUGGCGUCAAGCCAUCACCAAUCGCAUGAAGAUUUCCAACGUUUCAGCAACAGGAGGUAGCACCGGCAGCUCGUACAUCUACAGCAAUAAACUAACGCCACGCUGUAGCGAACCGUUGCACAAGAUCCAGAACCGUGGUGUCUACUAUGUUAUUCGCAAAAAUCUUGUCUGCCAUACCGAGGACAGUAAGUACGCCAAGAUGGCGCUCCGUAUCAGUGAGCUGAACCGUCGUAAGCAGCUUAUGUUGCUGGAGAAGCGUGCAGCCGCCCAACGCACCUUACAGCAUCACUCACAUGACAUCGUACAGCAACCGAAACCUUCCUUUACCAAUCCGAUCCCGCAUAGUCCGCUAGCCAGCCGUGAGUUAGACUCGACAAAAGAGCACCCUUAUCAGCGGCCAGUCGCGCUAGUCCCCAAAUCCAUGCUCUUCGAACAGAAGCGUCGGCGAUUGCAACAGAAACUCCGUGACAAACAGGCUAAACCCGAGGCACGUGAUACACAAGACCAGGCGCUGCCACAACAUCGUGUUAGUAGCAAUGACCUAGAGUACUAAUUUCCGCGGACGCACGACGAGAACGUUAGUAGUAUCUGCUAUAUGUACUACUACUGUGAAUCAGCAGUCUAUCAAUAAACGUUUGUUUUAAGUUCGCCCGA
Anopheles aquasalis is the source of this 2345-nucleotide messenger RNA. RefSeq names its product toll-like receptor Tollo. The record is from RefSeq and is a predicted model, not a curated record. Gene Ontology annotation, molecular function: protein binding. NCBI's taxonomy places the organism in Eukaryota, Metazoa, Arthropoda, Insecta, Diptera, Culicidae.